UACUUGACUCCGCCCCCAGCUUCCAUUUCUGAACUGAAGGGACGCGGCCGCUCUCGCGUAGAGUCCUCGCCUUUUUUUUUUAUAUACUCAUUUAAGUAAAUAAACUAGGUUCUCUGUCGUAAACUAGGACCGCUGCUUUAAGGUAGUGGGUGAAACAGCAGUCCUUGUUCAUCGUGGUGUGCUGUUUGAGUAGUGGCUGGAACUGUAGCUAGCAUUUUAUUCCCCAUUUUAACUUUUCUAAGCGGCGUUUUCCGCCGUUUUUUUCUUUCCGCCGCCGCGCUCACUCUACCCCCUUGUGCGUGAGUAGGGGCCUGUGCGUUGGUUUGGCCACGAGGCGCGUCGGUACAGUUGGAUCAGGGCGAUGGCGGAGUUCGGUAACGGACUGGCGGAGGAAUCCCUGCUAGACUCAGACCUCGGACAUCCCGAGCUGGAAGACCCGGGUGUCGGUGACGAAGAACCGGGAUUAGAAGACGGAGAGGCCGCAAUCGAAGACCCGGAGCUGGAGGCAAUCAAAGCCCGGGUUAGAGAGAUGGAGGAAGAAGCCGAGAAGCUGAAGGAGCUCCAGAACGAGGUGGAGAAACAGAUGAAUCUCAGCCCCCCACCAGUCGGUCCAGUCAUCAUGUCCAUCGAGGAAAAGAUGGAAGCGGAUGGCAGAUCUAUUUAUGUCGGAAACGUGGACUACGGGGCCACGGCAGAAGAGCUUGAAGCUCACUUUCAUGGCUGUGGUUCAGUAAACAGAGUCACCAUCCUAUGUGACAAAUACACAGGGCAUCCCAAAGGGUUUGCCUAUAUUGAGUUUGCAGACAAAGAGUCUGUUAGGACAGCCAUGGCAUUGGAUGAGUCCCUUUUUAGAGGAAGGCAGAUAAAGGUGGGCGCUAAGAGAACAAACAGACCAGGCAUCAGCACCACAGACCGCGGCUUUCCACGGGCUCGCUUCAGGUCACGGGGAGGAGGAGGAGGAGGCGGAGGAGGAGGAGGAGGAGGAAGCUUCUCAUCGCGUGCACGCUACUACAGCGGCUACACACCCCCCCGAGGCAGAGGACGGGCCUUCAGGGGCCGAGGGCGAACAACAUCGUGGUAUUCCCCUUACUAAACACCCUCUCCAACAUUCCCUUACUAUCAACCCUCUCCCCUCUCUCUUCCAUUUAGAAAAAAAAACAAAAAAAAA
Molecule: messenger RNA, 1168 nt
Organism: Anarrhichthys ocellatus (wolf-eel)
Lineage: Eukaryota; Metazoa; Chordata; Actinopteri; Perciformes; Anarhichadidae
Gene: pabpn1
Product: poly(A) binding protein, nuclear 1
Cellular component (GO): nucleus
Molecular function (GO): poly(A) binding
Source: RefSeq, a predicted model, not a curated record